AAGCUGCAGACUGAGGGAGCGCAACACGCUGCAGCUGCACCGCUGCUCGCUGCACUUGAAGCAGUCUCGUGUUUUCUACAUUUCUACACACAGCAACCCAACGACAGGCUUUGUACCUCCGCUGGCGGCACGGUGAACAAAAAGAUGCACCUCGAGUUGACUCUCCUUCCGAUUGUCGCUGCCCUCUUCUUGCCAGGAGCAUGGGGUCAGAGCGGCAGCAGCACGCUUGGCGUGGUGGUGGAGGCCAUGAACAUCACUCUCCCUGAAGGGUCCAGGGCCGUUCUGCCCUGCCACAGCCCCCGCAUGGUGUGGACCCAGGACCGACUGAAGGACCGUCAGAGAGUGGUGCACUGGGACUUGGUGCGCAGCAGCCCAGAGUAUUCUGUGGAGCGAGUCCUCGACAUGUCCCCCGGGGCCCGCCAGAGGGUCUACAAUGGCUUCAACAAGGGACGCAUUUCCGUCCAAGACUCUGCUUUCAAUGACGGCAACUUCUCCCUGAUCAUCAACAGUGUGGUGACAACUGACAAAGGGGUUUAUACUUGUAAUCUGCACCAUCACUACUGCCAGAUUCACCAGUCCAUUCAAAUCCAACUCAACGUCACUAAAUCAGCUCGGAAAGAGAGACGAUACUGGGACGGAGAGAAGACUGUGUACGUGGUCUUGUUGGGCAAGUCCGUGGUAUUGCCCUGUGUGAACCGGCGCCCCCUGUGGAGAGAGGGUCUCCAGGAGGAUCAGCAGCAAGUGGCUCACUGGGACUUCCAGCCUCCCGGCGUGCGUCCCGACAGGGCCGGCCGCCUGGUGGACCUCUACGCCUCCGGAGAGCGCCGGGAUUACGGGCCGCUCUUCGGACAGAGCAGGAUGAGCGUGCAGGAGGACGCGUUCACUUUAGGAGACUUCUCGCUGUCCAUUUCUGACUUGAACCCGGUUGAUAAAGGCCUGUACUCCUGCCACCUGCAUCACCAUUACUGCGGUCUGAGUGAGAGACGCAUCUUCAGGCUCACUGUGGGACCUCCGCUUCCAUCCGUACCCACUACAGCACCCAGGAUCAUCGAGAAUGAUGUGCCAGCGCCAAGGACUGAAGUGGUGGAGGGCCCACGUGUGGUGAAUGUCAUCCUCCCUGAGCAUCGCGGUUAUUUCGUGCAGCACUUGGGAUACUUCCUGGCAACUUUCUUACUGCUGGCCUUCAUCGUUGUCGCUGUUAUUGUGCUGACUCGACGACGCAAAAAGCGAGGUCUGGAGUAUGACCCGCGUCGACCGGAUCAUGGAAAUAUGAUCAGUGGAGGUGAAAUGUCAUUAGACUGCACAGAGCUGAGGACCUGUCACCAAGAACCUAUGAAUUCAGACCACAAAAACAACCUACUGAAAGAGAGAGAUAUGGUCAAAGACUGCAAUAAGGAGUUUGAGAAGCUGUGGAAGUGAGAGCGAUAUUUCUGGGAUGCUGCUGGCAGGUCCAGGGCAAACACCGGAAGAGUAAAGGACUGGAGAGAAGGGGGGAAAAGAAGGAAACCCAGGAGAGGACAGGAGGAAUGCUCCCUCUGCUGUAACUCUGACACACUAAGCGUUUUCACUAAAAGCCACCACAUUUUUUUGAAAAGUCUUAUAUAUAUAACUUGCAUUUUCACCAGCUCUUAUAACAUUACAAUUACACAUAUAUUUGAUCUUUAUUUUUUGCAUUCAUUGAAAAAAUAGUUUAUGUUGAAUGAAUAUUAGGCUUUUUUUUUAUCAUUUAUUUUUCUUUUAUAAAAAUGCAUGCUGUUUUAUUAAAGUAUGUUUUAUGUGUACUUUGCAUGCUUUUUGAGAUUUGAUCAUUUUCUUUUUUGCACAAAUUUUGCUUUACUGUAAUAUGUAAAGGAUUAUUCUCAUGUUUCAAAGGUAAUAUUAGUAGAGGUAGACAGUUGACAGUUUCAGACAGUGGUUGAAAACAAGUGCCACACAUUUCUAGCUGCAUAAGACUACUUUUUUUUCUCUUUUUUUUCCCCGAAACUUAACUGUGGUCAUCAUGUAUUUUAGAAAUGCAGACAGCCAGAUUUAAUUUUUCUUUAAUAUAAUAUGGUUCCCAAUUGGUUCCUUGGUAAUUUAUCAAGUGAAAAAAUAGUGAAAUUGUAUGACCCAGUCUCCCAAAACUCAGGUAAAGAAAAAGAAAAAAAUCUUUUAACCAUUUAUUUGGUUUUAAAGGCCUGUGGUAAACCUACUUGUUUGCAUCAAGCAUGCUUAAAGUACCCAGGUUUGUAAAACACUGACUUUUCAUUACUAAACCUGCUGAUAAAGGUAUACAAUCUGUUUUAAAAUGUGCGGCUGAAGCUCUGAGGAUUAUUGCAGGAAGAAGAGUGUCUACUAUGUCAGUAAUGCUAAAUCACAAACUGUAUUCCUAACUCUCUCUGAUGUUGGUCUCUUCUAAGAAAAGAUGUAUUCUAUUAAAGAUUAGCACCAGUGGCC
Molecule: messenger RNA, 2436 nt
Organism: Cyclopterus lumpus (lumpfish)
Lineage: Eukaryota; Metazoa; Chordata; Actinopteri; Perciformes; Cyclopteridae
Product: matrix remodeling-associated protein 8-like
Exons: 10
Coding region: 145-1419 (424 amino acids)
Biological process (GO): establishment of glial blood-brain barrier; cell adhesion
Cellular component (GO): membrane; cell surface
Source: RefSeq, a predicted model, not a curated record